CUGUUCUACAUCAUAUUGGUUUUCACUACAUGUAUAGGGCAAGUCAUUUUACGAAAUCCAGUAAGAAGUAACAAGAAAAAUGGUCGCUGGUUACAGGAAAUGAAAUUUAACAGCAUCACAACAUGAAGUUGAAGAAAACCCCACAUGCAUGAAGUUGCGUUCCACCUACUCUUCAACUUUAUUCUUCCAUAUGCCCCCACUCCCUUUCUUCCCUCCCUCAUCUCUUCCUUUACAUUAAUUCCUUUCUUUCUUUCUUUUUUCAUUCCAUCAUUCCCUCCACUGCCUUCUUCCUCUCCUCACUGUUUAAUCACUCAUUCAUGGCCUCAACAAUUCACACCUGAACAAGUUAUCAGUCUAGAGCAAGCUCAAGCUGAUUAAUUACUCAUCAAUGGCGAGUGUAGGCAUUUUCUUCAACAAGUUCCUCUCAAUCUUUCUCCUCCUUCUUCAUCUGGGUUGUUUCUAUAUCACAACCAAGGAUCGCCGACGCCGAACCAAGGUCUCUCCUAGCAUUCCCUCCUGCAUCUCCCCAUCUCGUUUCAAACCCCCUAAAGCAAUUUCUUCUUCUUGGACUUUUAUCAAACACGUGUUCUCCACAAAAACGUGCACUCAAAAUCACCCCGCAUCACCGACGUUAACCUCCGCAAGAUCGUCUCAGCUCUCAAUUGUCUCCAUGCUCCCCAUGGAGACGCAUUUAUCCGAUCCUACUACGCGUCAAAAACCGCACGGGUCAUGCCAAGAAUCCGAUAUCUCAGCCGAUAACUCGUUCUUCCCUCUUCGAAACGACAUAUUUCCUUGCACAGCUUGUGGAGAAAUCUUCAAUAACCCGCAACUUCUAGAACAACACCAAGUCAUCAAACACGCUGUGACAGAGCUCGUCGAUGGCGAUUCGGGUAAGAACAUAGUCCAAAUUAUAUUCAAAACGGGUUGGACUUCGGGUAACGAUAAGUGUCCGGAGAUUCAUCGGAUUUUGAAGAUCCACAACAGUCCGAAGAUACUGUCGAUAUUUGAAGAGUACAGAGAAUUGGUCAAAUCCAAAGCCGCACGAAACGGCGCCGUCAGAAGGAGAGACGAGAGGUGCAUCGCAGACGGUAAUGAACUCUUGAGGUUCUCGUGUUCGACUUUCAUGUGUGACUUGGGACUUAACAGUGACUCCAGCCUUUGUAACCAGCAAUACUGCACCGUCUGCGGGAUUAUAAAGUCGGGAUUUUCACCCAAGAUGGACGGAAUCUCCACGCUCUCUACUAGCCGGAGAGCACACGAGUCGAUCCCAGAGGACAUCGAGGAGGAGUUCGAGUUCAUGAAUGUGAAGCGAGCCAUGUUGGUCUGUCGAGUGGUGGCGGGUCGAGUCGGUUGUGAGUCCGAUGAAGUUGACAAGGAGGAUGGAGGGUUUGACUCCGUCGUGGUAAGAGGGGGCAGUGGGGCCCAUGCCAGGGUUGAUGAGGAGGAACUUCUGGUGUUUAAUCCUAGGGCUGUGCUUCCUUGCUUUGUGAUUGUGUAUACCGCGUGAGUUUUUUAAUCAUGAUCAUGAACGUACGUGAUCUUUUAAUUAAUUUUGAACUUUUGUUGUCGUCUU
Messenger RNA from Tripterygium wilfordii, 1573 nucleotides. RefSeq lists its product as uncharacterized. The record is from RefSeq and is a predicted model, not a curated record. Bases 389 to 1507 code for a protein of 372 amino acids. The transcript has a single exon. Lineage: Eukaryota; Viridiplantae; Streptophyta; Magnoliopsida; Celastrales; Celastraceae.